Molecule: messenger RNA, 1318 nt
Organism: Drosophila ficusphila
Lineage: Eukaryota; Metazoa; Arthropoda; Insecta; Diptera; Drosophilidae
Product: growth hormone-inducible transmembrane protein
Exons: 6
Coding region: 207-1226 (339 amino acids)
Cellular component (GO): mitochondrial inner membrane
Source: RefSeq, a predicted model, not a curated record
UCUUCCACACGCCAACUGUCAUCACAAAAACCGAAUUGCUAGAAAUUGCUACGAAACAACAAAUUAUAAAAUCUUCCGAAAGGCGAACAAACGCAGUUUAUAAGAGCUAAACUCACACGAAAAUUAGGGGAACUCCAAUCCCAAACUAAAAACACUUACCAGAGGAAAUCAAUUGCACUCCACGCGAAUUUCACCACAACAACACAAUGUUGCUGCGUCUGGCACUUUCCGCCGCCCGCCCCGCCGGGAGUCUCAAAAUCCUGAGCCAAUCUCCGGCGCAGUUGCUGCGGGCCAACCCGAACAUCUCCGUGGUCCGCACCUACGCCCGCGGGCCUGUGCGCACCCGUGCUCCCGUCGAGCAACAGACACUGCGGGCUCCCUCGCUCAAGGAGAAGCUGAUGGGUCCGCCGAGCGCCAAUGCCUACUCCAUGGGCAAGGGCGCCGCCGCUGGAGCAGCCGCCGUGGGACUGGGCGCAUUGGCCUACUACGGCGUGGGUCUGGGCAAAAGCACCAGCAUUGCUGACAACGCUAUCAUGUGGCCCCAGUAUGUGAGGGACCGUAUCCAGAGCACCUAUGCCUUUUUCGGCGGCUCCUGUGUCCUGACCGCCGCCGCCGCAGCAGCUACCUUCCGUUCGCACCGUCUCUUGGAGCUGGCCUCCCGCGGUGGCCUCCUGGCGACCAUUGCUUCGCUGGCGCUGGUCAUCGGCAGCGGUGCCGUGGCCCGCUCCAUUGAGUACCAGCCGGGCCUGGGAGCCAAGCACCUCGCCUGGGCGGUGCACUGCGCCAUUCUGGGCGCCGUGAUCGCACCCAUCUGCUUCGCGGGCGGACCAAUCCUCACGCGCGCUGCCCUCUACACGGGCGGCAUUGUCGGUGGCCUGUCCACGAUCGCCGCGUGUGCCCCCAGCGACAAGUUCCUCUACAUGGGUGGCCCACUGGCCAUCGGCCUGGGCGUGGUCUUCGCCUCCUCGCUGGCCUCCAUGUGGCUGCCGCCGACCACGGCGCUCGGAGCGGGUCUGGCCUCCAUGUCCUUGUACGGCGGUCUCGUCCUGUUCAGUGGAUUCCUGCUCUACGACACCCAGCGAAUGGUGCGUCGUGCUGAGAUCCAUCCCCAGUACAGCUACACUCCCUUCGAUCCCAUCAACGCCUCUAUGUCGAUCUAUAUGGAUGUGCUGAACAUUUUCAUCCGCAUCGUCACCAUUCUGAGUGGCGGUCAACGCAGGAAGUGAGCACUGAACAAUGUCAUGUGAUGCAAGGAUAAUACCUUUGGAUGUAUAUUUAUACUGUUGUUAAAAUAAAAAGAUCGAGUUAAUAAGCAAAA